AUGUCAGGCCCAUCUAAAAUAUUCACAGAUGGAGAUGACAUACCGAUAAACUUCUUCUUUCACAACUCUAUUAAGAAAGAUGGGACAAAGCAAAAGUUGAAAGCAGAUAUUGAGGAACAUGGUGGGCGCGUUGUGGAGGAUGUUUUUAGUGCCGAUACAAUUCUUGUAGAUCUACAUUACGGCGAAGCAAACAGACGAACGUUGGAGAGAUCCUAUGUCACUGAUUCGAAUCCAACGCUGCAUAAAAUCUUUGUGGAAUAUUCCCCUUUUAUCAGAAAGUGUAUAGGAAGGGGGGAAUAUCGUCACCCCAAUCCGCAAAGACAGGGUAUGAACGGAAUUAGACCUGGGAGUCGUCGUCAGAUGUUUACUGAAGAUGAUGAUGAAAGACUUGCAGAUUACAUAGCCAAAAGCAUUCCGGAUGAAAAGGCUGGCGGUCGGCUAUCUCUUAACUUUUAUAAAGACCUUGUUAGAAUGGGAUUGUUGAAUCCAGAAGUUUGCGGCUGGGCAACUCGACACACCGCGGAGUCUUGGAAAGAAAGGUACAAGAAGCGUAGGCAAACAUUCAACCGAAGGAUAAAAGAAAUAGUGGCGCAAAAUCCUGCUCCUAGUCAAAAUCAAUUAUGGAUAUAUGACAGACGACUCAAUGGAAAAAGGAUUCAAGAACAUGAUAGUACUGAAGACGAAGACGAAGACCAGGAUGGAGACACAGAAACAUGGGACGAAGAAGCCGAGGAAACAGGACAACAAGAGGAAGAAGAAAAUGACAACCGGUACGACACUGAGAGAGAUGAAGAAAGACGUCCUUUAAAAUCCCGGCGUACGGCAAAGAAUAUCAAGGCAAGACAAUCUGGUCAUUCCCAUGGUUCUCAAAGACCAGUACAAGGAAAAGGCAAAGCAAGGGCAGUUCAACCACAAGAAUUAGUCGACGAAUACGACGUUGAAAACACCAAUGCAAACUCUGAAAAUCAUGAACUUUUUGGGCAUGAACCAGGGCCAUCUAACCAAAAUCUUAUACCUAUGCCUCCAGAACGAAACCGUCAGCUAGAUAAUGUCCCUCUGCAAGACUCCCAUGUUAGCGUGCCAAAUGUUACCACCAAGUUCAUGCAUGAUGAGGGGCCUUCUCGUCAAAACAGCCCAAUGUUUUCGGGUGCUCUUCCAUGGCCCACUCCAAUUCCACCCAAAAUGUCUUUACACCCUUCCCCGAUGCAACAGGCUGGACCACAAGCACUUUCAUCCCCUCCUAGAUAUCGAAGUCAACCUCCUGCCUCCAAAGCGAAAGAAAUUCCUCCGACGACAACGACUGCCAGAUCAAAGCGUGUCAUUCCAAAGAUGGCCGCUCGACGUCCUCGUGCUUUCAAUAGCCAAAACCCAAGUUCACAGUCAAAAACUCGUUCUGAAGCGUCCAUUGAUGCACCAGAAACUAACUCUAAGCGGCAGAACACAAACAGUGCUGGAACGGUCAAUAUUCUAAGCACGGAACAAGUUGAGGCCGAUUCAGUGGCUGUUGCGUCACGUUCUCGUCCUAGCCAAGAUUCGAUUGGUAAAGGACGCGCUAAUAAGUCCUCAAAGGCCAUAAUCCAGGUUGAACACAGUCAUAGGCAGCUUGUUGAACCUGAUCCGCGUUCCCCUUCAAUGGAUACGGAUGAUGCACAAAUCAAAGGAGAACUUUUCACCAAUCAGUCUCAGUCGACAUUCUUCAAAACGGUACCGAUAAGAGCCUCCAGUCCCAUUGAACUUCCGUCUCAAUUCCUGGAAUCAUGGGAGACCUCACGGGACAGAGCGUCGAAGACGAAUAACAUAUUCCUAUCGCAGCAGUCGAGUUCUGGUCAUGAUGUCGAGACUCAGAACCGAGGUCCGUUUACACCUACCUUUGGUCACUCUCGUGAAAGAUCCACAUCUUCCGACGACUCGUUCCCUUUUGAAGGCACUAAUGCUAGUGCGUACAAGAAGGUCCAAACUCAGAAAGCAAAGUAUACCCCAUACCGGCCUCUUGAAGGCACUCGUGCCUCUCAAUACGCCAGUUAA
This is a messenger RNA of Psilocybe cubensis, 2025 nucleotides long. RefSeq lists its product as uncharacterized. The coding region runs from base 1 to 2025 and encodes 674 amino acids. The transcript has 5 exons. The record is from RefSeq and is a predicted model, not a curated record. NCBI's taxonomy places the organism in Eukaryota, Fungi, Basidiomycota, Agaricomycetes, Agaricales, Agrocybaceae.